AUAAUAUUGGAAUCCAAAUGAUGAAACGCUAAUACAUCUAUUAAUCAGACACGUAUUCAUUUUGAAAAUUGUAUAAAUUAAAACAAUUAAUCCUAUUGGAUAGAAUAUGAUAUAAAUUGCUAGACAAAUAUUCUUCUACUUAUUCCUCACACUACAUCUCAAGCUUUUAUUUCACCAACAAAUUCUUGAAUAGCUCACAAUGUUACGAACAAAAAUAGAAGAGAUACAAAAUGAUAAAAGACUGCAAGGAAAUAAGUUGCAACGACUAUCAAAUAUUAUUUUACAACAAAUACGAAAUUCAUUAUAUAAUUAUACGCAACGGCAAACAAUUACAAAUUCAAUACAACAGAAACAAUUGUCACAAUUUCAAAAAGAAAUUAUAAAACAAAAAUUUUCAUCCAAAAAUGUGUAUAGUGCUAUGAAUAUCGAAUCUUUGAAUGUACGGCGGAAAACAACUGCAAAUUCAGUCCAGCAAAAACAAUUGAUAUCCUCGCCGCAGUUACAAGUUCAAAAACAAAUUACAAAACAAAAAUCUUCAUCUAAAAAUGUGCAUAGUGUUGUUAAUGUCGAAUCUUUGAAAACAAGACAGAAAACAAUUACAAAUCCAACACACGAAAAGCAAAUAUUACCCUCGUCACAGUUACAAUUUCAAAAAGAAAUUUCGAAAGAAAAAUCUUCAUCUAAAAAUAAACAUAAUAUAAUGAAUGCUAAACCUUUGAAAUCUUCAUCGAUUUAUGAGAAAAUUUCAGUAAAUCAACAAUGUUCUUCUUCACAAAGUGAUUCAGAAUAUAAGUUUUCUGAAAAUGAUGUUUUUCUUAAAAAUUUGAUAAAUAAUAAGGUUCAACAUCAAAUAAAAGGAAAUAUUGCAAAAAUGUUAGUUAUAUUUGUUAAUGGUGAACAGAGAUUAAUUACAUUUGAGAUACCUCACGAAGAUUGUACAGUUCAAGAUUUAUUGAAACAGGCAAAUAUCAUACUUUCUGAAAAAUCAAGUGUUUCAUUAAUUUCUAAUCCUACUUUAGAUAUAAACUAUUUAGUAAAAAUUGGAUCUGAUACAAUUACAUCACUUGACAUAGAUAAAAAUGAUAGUUUUCAAAAUAACAUGAAUAAUAGUUCAAAUGAUUCUAAUAGAUCACCAGAUAAAAAUAUUGAUUCUAUACAACAAAAUAAGACAAACAAUGAGCAUAAUUCAUCAACAAAAUCAGAAAAAUUGGAACACGAUGCGUCUAUGCAUAAACAUAAAAGAAAAAAAAGAAUUAUUUCAAAAUCAAGGCCUAGCCAUAAAGAACCAGAAGAUAGAAGAAUAUGUUGA
Molecule: messenger RNA, 1309 nt
Organism: Apis florea (little honeybee)
Lineage: Eukaryota; Metazoa; Arthropoda; Insecta; Hymenoptera; Apidae
Biological process (GO): protein desumoylation; proteolysis
Cellular component (GO): cytoplasm; nucleus
Molecular function (GO): SUMO-specific endopeptidase activity
Source: RefSeq, a predicted model, not a curated record